Messenger RNA from Sipha flava (yellow sugarcane aphid), 3677 nucleotides. It is a transcript of the gene AP-2alpha, whose product is annotated as AP-2 complex subunit alpha. Bases 500 to 3340 code for a protein of 946 amino acids. NCBI's taxonomy places the organism in Eukaryota, Metazoa, Arthropoda, Insecta, Hemiptera, Aphididae. The record is from RefSeq and is a predicted model, not a curated record. The transcript is spliced from 20 exons. Gene Ontology annotation, molecular function: clathrin-cargo adaptor activity. Gene Ontology annotation, cellular component: membrane coat; AP-2 adaptor complex. Gene Ontology annotation, biological process: intracellular protein transport; clathrin-dependent endocytosis.
CCGAAUUGGGGAAAAGGAAUAAUAAAAAAAAAAUUAAAUUAAAUUCUUCGAGUCGGUCUGACCGAGUCCCGAGGUGGUGUAGCGAAUGCUUGUGUGCGCGCGCGCGUGUGUGUGUGUGUGUGUGUGUUUACGUGCCGCGCCGCGCCGGUCGACGUUCGCUGACGGUGUGAACAAGUAGUAAAAGAAAAUCCUUCCGAGAACCGACGGACUUAACGUGAGUGUGCAUGUGUGUGUGUCGUCGUCUCUGCCAAUAGAUAGCGUCGUGAUAAUAUUCCGGCGGUGUGUACAAGGCAAACGUACUCGACGCUCGAGCUCCGAAAAUCCGUCGUUAUGUCCACUGCCGUUGCGUCCUGAGUCUCCGAGACCACCAAACAACCACCGAGAAUCAAGAGUUCCCGUGUUGGUGACGUUUUGAAUGACUCCGUCACGUCACGGUCUCCAGAUUUCCAAAGACUGGGUCUAAAGUUUAUUGUUGAACACUUUUUUUACAACUAUAAUCAUGCCGGCCGUUAGAGGAGAUGGUAUGCGAGGUCUUGCUGUCUUUAUUUCAGAUAUCAGAAAUUGUAAAAGUAAAGAGGCGGAAAUAAAGAGAAUUAAUAAAGAAUUAGCAAAUAUAAGGAGCAAAUUUAAAGGAGACAAAACAUUAGAUGGAUAUCAAAAAAAGAAAUAUGUAUGUAAGCUCUUGUUCAUAUUUCUAUUGGGUCAUGAUAUUGAUUUUGGCCAUAUGGAAGCUGUUAACUUGUUAUCUUCCAAUAAAUAUUCUGAAAAACAAAUAGGUUAUCUGUUUAUUUCAGUACUAGUAAAUACAAAUAGUGAUUUGAUUAAACUUAUUAAUCAAAGUAUUAAGAAUGAUCUGCAAUCUCGGAAUUCAAUCCAUGUAAAUUUAGCAAUGCAAUGUAUUGCCAAUAUUGGUAGUAGAGAUAUGGCUGAAGCAUUUGGUUAUGACAUACCAAAACUGUUGGUUUCGGGUGACACUAUGGAUGUUGUCAAACAAUCAGCUGCACUAUGUUUUCUCCGAUUAUUACGUACCAAUCCUGAUGUGAUACCCAUAGAUUCAAAUGGUGCCAGUGAAUGGACUUCAAGAAUUGUUCACCUAUUAAACGAUCAACAUUUAGGUGUGGUCACAGCUGCUGUUUCUCUUAUUGAUGCUCUUGUUAAACGAAAUCCAAAAGAAUACAAAGCGUGUGUCAGUUUUGCAGUCUCAAGACUUUCCAGGAUUGUGACUGCUAGUUAUACAGAUCUUCAAGAUUAUACCUAUUACUUUGUCCCAGCUCCAUGGUUAUCAGUUAAAUUACUUCGACUUUUACAAAAUUAUUCUACACCUGAAGAUGCAGGUGUUAGAGUUAGAUUGAAUGAAUGUUUAGAGACUAUUUUGAACAAAGCACAAGAAGCUCCUAAAUCAAAAAAAGUACAACAUUCCAAUGCUAAAAAUGCUGUACUAUUUGAAGCUAUUAGUUUGAUUAUUCAUAAUGACAGUGAACCAAAUUUACUCGUUAGAGCUUGCAACCAGUUGGGCCAAUUUUUAUCUAAUCGAGAAACAAACCUUAGAUAUUUAGCUCUGGAGUCUAUGUGCCUUUUGGCAAAUUCUGAGUUUUCGCAUGAAGCCGUUAAGAAACAUCAAGAAGUUGUUAUAUUGUCUAUGAAAAUGGAAAAAGAUGUUUCCGUUAGACAGCAAGCAGUUGAUUUAUUGUAUGCUAUGUGUGACAAGUCAAAUUCUGAGGAAAUAGUUCAGGAAAUGUUAAAUUAUCUGGAAACUGCUGAUUACUCAAUAAGAGAAGAAAUGGUAUUGAAAGUAGCUAUAUUGGCCGAGAAAUAUGCUACUGAUUAUACAUGGUAUGUGGAUGUUAUUCUGAAUUUAAUUAGGAUAGCAGGUGAUUAUGUUUCCGAAGAGGUUUGGUACCGUGUUAUUCAAAUUGUUAUAAAUAGAGACGAUGUACAAGGUUAUGCUGCCAAGACUGUAUUUGAGGCUCUUCAAGCACCUGCUUGUCAUGAAAAUAUGGUAAAAGUUGGGGGGUAUAUACUUGGAGAGUUUGGAAAUUUGAUUGCUGGUGAUACUCGAUCUGCUCCAAAUGUCCAAUUUCAAUUAUUACAUUCCAAGUACCAUUUGUGUUCUCCAAUGACUCGAGCAUUAUUAUUGUCAACAUAUGUUAAAUUCAUUAAUUUAUUCCCUGAAGUAAAGACCACAAUUCAAGAAAUUCUCAAACAAGACAGCAAUUUACGAAGUGCUGAUGCCGAACUACAACAGCGAGCAUCAGAGUACUUACAGUUGUCAAAAAUUGUAUCUACUGAUGUGUUGGCCACCGUUUUAGAAGAAAUGCCAUCUUUUCCUGAACGUGAAUCAUCAAUAUUAGCUGUCUUGAAAAAGAAAAAACCAGGUCGUGUACCAGAAACCGAAACACAAGAAAAUCGUAGUCCCCAACCUUCUCCUAUAAACCAUCAAAAUAGUCAUGUUAAUAAUCACUCAAAUUCUAACAGCAAUUCUGCAGAUCUAUUAGGUUUAUCAACACCAAUUGCAUCUUCUACACAUUCUAGUAAUGCUAAUGUAUUAGUUGAUGUUUUGGGAGAUUUAUAUGGUAGUGGAGGAUCAACUGGUUCAAACUCAUUGAAUGCCAGUCAAAAUAACUAUAAUCCUAAAAAAUUUAUUUGUAAAAAUAAUGGAGUCUUGUUUGAAAAUGAAUUAAUUCAAGUUGGUGUAAAAUGUGAGUUUAAAAGAAAUUUGGGGCGUUUAAGUCUGUUUUAUGGAAACAAAACAACAAUACCAUUGCUGAAUUUUUCCACAGUAUUAUCUAGUCCUCAUCUUUGGGUCACCAAAUUAGCUGUUCAAAUUAAACCUAUUGAGCCAGUUCUGGAAGCUGGUGCACAAAUACAGCAGCUAGUUAUUGUUGAAUGUAUAGAAGAGUAUACAGAUGUACCUGUUAUUAAUGUUUCAUUUGUGUAUAACGGUGUCCCACAAAAUGUUUCCAUCAAAUUGCCAGUAACUUUAAAUAAAUUUUAUGAACCAACUGAAAUGAACAGUGAGUCUUUCUUUGCUCGGUGGAAAAAUCUUGGCAGUAAUCAUGAUCCACAAAAGUCACAAAAAAUAUUUAAAGCAUCACAGCCAAUGGAUCAGGUAUCGACUAGAACAAAACUUUCUGGGUUUGGUAUGCAGUUAUUAGAUGGCAUCGAUCCAAAUCCUGAUAAUUUUGUUUGUGCUGGUAUUGUUCAUACAAAAACACAACAGAUUGGAUGUUUGUUGCGCUUAGAACCCAAUAAACAAGCUCAGAUGUAUCGUUUGACUGUAAGAUCCAGCAAAGAACCGGUGUCUAUUGAAAUUUGUGAUCUUUUGGCUGACCAGUUUUAAAAAUCUGGUAAUAGUUAAUAGUUAUAUGAAAAGCAUACUGAAAUAUUAGAUAUUUUAUUUCAUUAUUAUUUUUUUUUUUUGUGGUUUCGAAUUAUUGUUUUUUAUGCACGCACACAUACUUGUCACACAUGCAUACAACUAUAACAUCAUAUACAAUUAUAAAAAUUAAAAUUAAAUUAAAAUAUUCUAAGUCUUAGAUCAUAUAAUUAAUUUAUUAUUUUUUUCUUUUUUGUGAUAUUACGUUGUAUGUGUAUGUGGCAUAAUGUUGUCUGGACCCCAAAGAUGUUAAGUGGUAAAAAUAAUAAAAUUAUAUAUAUUUAUUUACAUUGAAUUUUAA